GAUGACGCGCCUCGCCCUGAGGCGGGGGUCGUCAGGGCGGCCACACCCCGAGGGCCCAGUUCAGGAGGGGCAGUGUCUCCGACCUGGGGGGUCGGGGGUAGGGUGGGGGAGACACGCCGCAGGAGCCCCGCCUGAGACGACCCCGGAGCCCCGAAGUCCUGGGUCCUACCGGCCCACGGUUGAGCCGUUGCUAAGUGACGCCAGCGCGCAAAGCGCGUGCGCGGCCACGGCGGUGUGCGUGAAGGCGGGCGCGCGCCGCGACGGCGGCGGCGAGGAAGGCGGCGGCGGCGGCGGUCGAGGGGGCGGCGGCCACGAGGCGGGGUCGCCGCUGGCGGAGGAGACGCGGGUGGCAGCGGCGGCGUCUAGGUCGCUGAGGAACAUCGUCGGGGUCAGUGACUAUCAUCUAUUUCACACGAUGAGUAACAGCCACCCUCUUCGCCCCUUUACUGCAGUGGGGGAAAUCGAUCAUGUGCACAUUUUGUCUGAGCAUAUUGGUGCCUUGUUGAUUGGUGAAGAAUAUGGUGACGUCACGUUUGUUGUGGACAAGAAGCGCUUUCCUGCCCACAGGGUAAUUUUAGCAGCUAGGUGCCAAUAUUUUCGAGCAUUACUGUAUGGUGGGAUGCGAGAGUCGCAGCCUGAAGCAGAGAUCCCUCUUCAAGACACCACAGCUGAGGCCUUCACAAUGCUCCUCAGAUACAUCUACACGGGGCGAGCGACGCUGACUGAUGAGAAGGAGGAGGUGUUGCUGGACUUUCUGAGCCUGGCUCACAAAUAUGGAUUUCCAGAGCUAGAGGAUUCUACCUCCGAGUAUCUCUGCACCAUACUGAACAUUCAGAAUGUCUGUAUGACUUUUGACGUUGCCAGUCUCUACUCGCUUCCUAAGUUAACUUGUAUGUGUUGCAUGUUCAUGGACAGAAAUGCUCAGGAGGUGCUGGCCAGCGACGGGUUCCUCUCCCUGUCCAAGGCAGCACUCCUGAACAUCGUCUUAAGAGAUUCAUUUGCUGCUCCUGAGAAAGAUAUCUUCUUAGCCUUGUUAAACUGGUGUAAGCACAAUGCAAAAGAGAAUCAUGCUGAAAUCAUGCAGGCCGUGCGCUUGCCUCUAAUGAGCCUCACUGAGCUUCUGAACGUGGUGAGGCCAUCAGGACUCCUGUCUCCCGAUGCUAUUCUCGAUGCCAUCAAAGUGCGCUCGGAGAGCCGGGAUAUGGACCUCAACUACAGAGGCAUGCUCAUACCUGAAGAAAACAUUGCAACUAUGAAGUACGGGGCCCAGGUUGUGAAAGGAGAGCUGAAGUCGGCCUUGCUGGAUGGUGACACCCAAAACUAUGACUUGGAUCAUGGCUUUUCCCGGCACCCCAUCGAUGAUGACUGCCGCUCCGGCAUUGAGAUCAAGCUUGGCCAGCCAUCCAUUAUAAACCACAUUCGUCUACUCCUAUGGGACCGUGACAGCCGCUCUUAUUCCUACUUUAUUGAAGUGUCCAUGGAUGAACUUGAUUGGAUCAGAGUGAUAGAUCAUUCACAUUACCUGUGUCGGUCUUGGCAAAAGUUGUAUUUCCCAGCCCGUGUCUGCAGGUAUAUCCGAAUAGUUGGGACUCACAACACAGUGAACAAGAUUUUCCACAUUGUGGCUUUCGAAUGCAUGUUUACAAACAAAGCCUUCACCCUGGAGAAAGGCCUGAUAGUUCCCAUGGAGAAUGUGGCAACGAUUGCUGACUGUGCCAGUGUGAUUGAAGGAGUCAGUCGGAGCCGGAAUGCCUUGCUGAAUGGGGACACGAAGAAUUAUGACUGGGACUCUGGCUACACGUGCCACCAGCUGGGAAGCGGGGCCAUUGUGGUUCAGCUGGCACAGCCAUACAUGAUUGGCUCAAUACGGUUAUUACUCUGGGACUGCGAUGAUCGAAGCUACAGCUACUACGUUGAGGUUUCCACCAACCAGCAGCAGUGGACCAUGGUGGCCGACAGAACAAAAGUGUCCUGCAAGUCCUGGCAGUCCGUCACUUUUGAAAGACAGCCUGCAUCCUUCAUCCGAAUCGUCGGGACACACAACACAGCAAAUGAGGUGUUCCACUGUGUCCACUUUGAGUGUCCGGAGCAGCAGAGCAGCCAGAAGGAGGACACCAGUGAGGAGCCAGGGACAGGGGACCUCAACACCCCUGCUCAGCAGCUCGACCCUCACACACCGCGGGCACCCAGCGCCAGCUCACUACCGCCGAGUCCGGGCCCCAACUCACACUCACCCAACCAACAGAACCAAUAAAACAGGCAGAGGAUGUAGCGCGACUCUGGUGGGCCUGGAUGGAGCAGCGUCCUCCCCCGUCCCUGGGAGGAAUAGGCCUGGCUGCAGAACCCACUCCAACCAGGUUUUUUCCAUCCGGGGACUGAAGGGUGCCUGUGUUCUCCCCGUUCCUCAGGCAGUCUCCAGGGGGAGGAAGUGGGUCUCGAUUCUUCAAGCCCACCAUCAACCCCUACCUCUAAUCUAACCCAGGUACCAGUACUGAAGGAAUCUACAACAGGCCCAAGCUGGCAUGAAUUUAAAAAAAAAAAAAAAAAAAAAAAAAAGGUACCCCAGGCCUUGACAGAACCAGAAGAGAGCUCACCCUCCAGCCUGGAGGCCCCCGCUCCGAGUGUCCCCUCUGCACUCGCCACUUGAUGGUUUGUAGUUCUAUAGGUCUUCUCCACCAGCUAAGUCAGGGUGUUGAAGGCCUGUGGAUUGCUCUGGCCCCUUACAAAGGUCUUCCUCAGUCUCCGAUGCUUGCCCACGGGCAGAGCAAAAGCUUGUCCCUCCUAAAAGAGACCAGAUGUAGCCAUCAUGGCACCCAGCCUGCCAAGGAAAAUCUUUGAAGUUCAACCAGACACACGAUGUGCAGAUCAGUCUGUGGACACUGGAGUCAAUAAAUGAUCGGAUUGCCGCCCUGCUAACCUGUUCCUGAUGCUCACCUGGGAGGAAGCAGUUACGCCAGCUGCUGAGAACCGACCCGAAACCCAUGCCAACAGACACUUGCCCAGUCCGAGGCUGACCCUUCUGGGCCUCGUGGUUCAGCUGCCCUUGGACUUGGAUCAGCCAACAGCUGGUGUGUCAGGAGCCUGGGACUAACAUCAAGUCUCCCAUACCGAGUCAUCCACCUGGGAUUGCAAAGAGCAGGUCUCAGGCACUUCCCGUUUUGACCACUACAGCUCCACCGGUCCCUCUGUCCCUCCUGUGGCUUCCAUGAACAGCUCCAGCCUCUGCGCCUCUGUGCUCCAUCCCAAGGCCCCAUGUCCUGUUCGCAUGCUCGGAGGACGACAGGGCUUCAGGUCUAGUCCAGUCCUAGAAGUGAAAGGAUGGGUCAGCCAGCUUUCUGAGUUUUCAUUGGAAUGGCUGGUCCACAGGGAAGAGACCUCAGCUACAAUGCGGGCCAUCUUCCUGUGAGUUCAGGCCUAGGAUGGCACAGCUGGUGCCCAGGGGGAUGAGUCAAGUCUGAACCUCUGGCUUCAUUUUGCUGUGUGGUGUGGCUGCCUUUGGUAAGGAGAGCUCUUGGUUCAGAGACCCAUGGAUGGAUGGCAGGGCUCAUUAUUGAGUGUGGGGCGCUGCCUUUGGCAGCAUCCAGCCCAGAGUUGCCAGUAUCUCUAGCAAGCAGUACUCCCUGCCAGUGCACAAGGGACCCCAGUCCUGUGAGGGAUGGAAGAUAAGUGUCACAGCUUGUUAGUUUUGUUGGUCAUUUGCUUAAGGUAGCCCCUCCUUCUGUAGCCCAGGUUAGCCACACUCGUGGCAGUCCUCCUACGUCAGCACCCUGAGUUCUGAGCCUAUAGGUAUGAGAUAGCACAUGCUGCCACGGAACAUUUAAAGACAGAAGACACGAUGCAGGCCCAGGCCUGGGACCCAGCGGCUUCCCUGGGGCUGUGGGUCUGAGCUGGCAAGGAGCCCCUGGUGUCCACCCCAGAUGUCACCACACACACCCGUCAUGCUAGGCGCUCAUUUCCCGUCUGGCUAGCCCAGACUGUCAUCCAAGACCCAUGCCUUGUGGCUUCCUUUCUGCCUUCAGACCCCCACCAUCCAACCCCCAAUGAUUGUGCAUUCAGGUUCUAAGACCAUAGAGGCUGCUUACCUUUAGUGUGUGCGCUGCCGUGGUGUCCUCAGAAACGCAGGAGGGGAGAUGGGACAGAAAAGUCACCGGUGCAGGGGGUGGGGGGUUCAGAGACAAGCCCUCAGUCACCUGGGCUGGGUCCCAGGCUGCCCUUGGGACACCUUUCUUGGAUUGACACCUCUCAGGAUGCACGAGGACACACCUCCCACUAGACACAGGAGUGUACCUACCCUUGGCUGAUGGGCAUAUGCCGAGAUGCCACUGCCAAGGGUGUCCUGGCCACAUCUAAGGUAAGAUCCCUGUCUCCAGGGGACAUAGGUGAGCUAGAGCCUGCCUUGUCCCCUGCAGGAUUAUCUCCUGAGCCAACAAACUGCAAGUGUGGGCUGAGCAGAAGUGCUGACACUCGUGCACCAAGGAGCCCUGGCACCGUGCGAGGUGAUGCUGACUCGAAGGACCCUUUAGGUGCUGGGAAGGGCCACAAUCAAGCUCUAAGGGUCUGAAGCAAUGUGAACUGUGGCUCCCUCAGCCCUGCCCUUGCUCCUAAGGACAAGUGUGAAUGUGACCCCCGUGGGCUCAGCUUGGAGGUGUGGCUCCCACCUGAUGCCUUGUGCCAGCUUUGGAAUGGCACCUGCUUCCAGGCAGAGCCUCCUGCCCUUUGAUCAUGUUCUUUAGUAUGGCAGACGUCAUCACUGGGGCUCUGAGAAGUAUUCAGUCUCACCCAUAGGGACUCCCAGGUAACAAUUAGGGUGCUGGACAGGGAGAUUUCGGGGCUAUGGGGUGGGUUCAGGGUUUCCUAAACCCUCGGUACUUCUGAUCUUAGUGGGGCCGCAAGCCCAUGGUAGAUGUGGGUCCUUCUCAAUGGCUCUUCCAGCUGUCACUUUUCCAGUCUUAUUAAAUGAAGUGUUGAUUCCUGA
Molecule: messenger RNA, 4975 nt
Organism: Mastomys coucha (southern multimammate mouse)
Lineage: Eukaryota; Metazoa; Chordata; Mammalia; Rodentia; Muridae
Gene: Btbd9
Product: BTB domain containing 9
Exons: 11
Coding region: 2-2254 (750 amino acids)
Biological process (GO): modulation of chemical synaptic transmission; adult locomotory behavior; circadian behavior
Molecular function (GO): protein binding
Source: RefSeq, a predicted model, not a curated record